AUGCAGACAUUCGCCACUGCCACAGCCCGCCUGGUGUGCCAGGCCCAGCAGCAGCCCCGUGCCCGCAGUAGCAAUCGCAAGCAGCGAUCGCAUGCAGCGGGCAAUUCGCGCCCAGUGAAGCAGCGGAGCAAGCGCCGGGAGCAGGGCCGGGGCGCCGCGGGAGCCACGCUGCUGGCUGAGCGGGAGGUGGCAAUCACGGCUGCCCCAGCUGCCGACCGCCAGCCUUCUCCCUCCUCGGCGAAGCUGCCCGCCGUCAUUCCAGACGUCCUAGAGUUCCCGCCGCACGAGGAGGAGGCAGCGGCAGCAUCUCCCGCGGCUGCCACCACCUCUGCGGCCUCCCCCGCGGCCGCCACCGCCGCCGCCGCCGCCGCCGUGCGGGUGGCGGUCACCGUGCCCGGCUGCCACCUGCAGUUUGGGGAGCACCUGCGGGUGGUGGGCAACUGCCCGGAGCUGGGGGAGUGGGAUGCCCAGGCCGCACCCGCGCUCAUCUGGCACGAGGACGACGUGUGGAAGGGCGAGCUCACUUUACCGUCCGGUCGCCACGUGGCAUUCAAGCUUGUGAUCGUGCGGGGCGACGGCGUGACGCUGUACUGGGAGCCCGGGGCCGACCGCCGGCUGCGCGUGCCGCGGCUGGAUGCAGCGGCGGCGGCUGACGACGCGGGGCUGCUCGUCACCUGCCGAUUUGCCGACACGCGAGGCACGGUGGUGGAGUGCCCACAGCUGCAGGAAGCAGCGAGGGCGGCGGCCGCCCGUGUGGCCGCGCUGCAGGAGGAGCGCCAGCAGCUGAAGUCGGCGGUGGUGGCGUGCUGGCAGGAGGUGCAGGAUAGCGAGGAGCGGCUGGGCCUCCUUCGGCGGGAGGUGGAGGAGGCGGUGAUCCUGGAGCUAGCGGUGCAGCAGCAGGAGCGGCAGCAGCAGGCGGAGCGCGAGGCGGCGGCGGCAGCGACGGCCACUGCGGCAGACCCUGGGGAGCCAGGCAUCGCUCUGGCCGUGCUGGCGGCCAGCCUGCACUCGGUGAGGGAGCGGCUGUCCACCCUGCUGCUGCCCUCGGGCGCAGACCACCUGCAGCAGCACCUGCGCCGCAUGGCAGGCCCGCCAGCAGCGCCCAGGAGCGUGGCAAUGGCUGCCGAGGGCGGCGGCGGCAGCGGCGGCAAGUCCGCGGCCUCCCCGCCGCCGCCCGGCAUGGCCCGCAGCAGCAGCAUGGACCACUUGCCUCAGCUGGCGACCUUUGGUUCGGCCGCCAUCAGCAGCCACCGCACCGCGCCCAUCGCGCACGCUUUGCCUGAAGGCCAGGCAAGACGGCUGCCAGGAGGCGGAGGAUGCAGAGUGAUGCCGACCGGCUGGCCUGGCCCACCUACCAGCCAACGACGCCACACCACAACAUCACGCACCCUUCAGACGCACCUCCCACGCAUAAGACCCUCAGGAGAUCAUCCCUCCAGCUGGGGCCGCUCCUGCUGGCUGAUGAUCCACAACGACUGCCAAGUGGCCCAACCGUGCCUCAGUUUUCAAACGCCAUCACGUGGACCCCGUAGUCCAGCCCUCUUCCUGUUCCUUCCAUCCGUCCCCUUGUGCCGAUUUGUGCUUUUUUUGGCAGCCGCCAUGCCGGCUAAUGUUCUGUCCCCUUGA
This is a messenger RNA of Chlorella variabilis, 1626 nucleotides long. RefSeq lists its product as hypothetical. The transcript is spliced from 7 exons. Gene Ontology annotation, molecular function: starch binding. The record is from RefSeq and is a predicted model, not a curated record. Gene Ontology annotation, cellular component: membrane. Bases 1 to 1626 code for a protein of 541 amino acids. Lineage: Eukaryota; Viridiplantae; Chlorophyta; Trebouxiophyceae; Chlorellales; Chlorellaceae.